Molecule: messenger RNA, 5425 nt
Organism: Enhydra lutris kenyoni (northern sea otter)
Lineage: Eukaryota; Metazoa; Chordata; Mammalia; Carnivora; Mustelidae
Product: complement C4-A-like
Exons: 41
Coding region: 96-5324 (1742 amino acids)
Biological process (GO): inflammatory response; complement activation
Cellular component (GO): extracellular region
Molecular function (GO): endopeptidase inhibitor activity; protein binding
Source: RefSeq, a predicted model, not a curated record
GAGCAAGUUCCAGAGUCAAAUCUGCUCUAAGCCCUGGGUUGACCAGAGAGGAGUAGGCCGGCAGACGGGUCUGAUCCCUCUUGGGUCCUCCAGCCAUGAGGCUCCUCUGGGGGCUGAUCUGGGUGACCAGCUUCUUCGCCUUAUCCCUGCAGAAGCCCAGGUUGCUCCUGUUUUCGCCUUCUGUGGUUCACUUGGGGGUCCCCCUCUCAGUGAGGGUGCAGCUUGAGAAUGUUCCCCAGGGACAAGUAGUGACCGGAUCAGUGUUCCUGAGAAACCCAUCCAACUUGAAUGCCGCCUGCUCCCCAAAGGUGGACUUUUCCCUCAGCUCAGAAAAAGACAACGUACACCUUAGCCUCCAGAUCUCCCCGAGAGAUGCAGAGAUCUGUGGCCUCUACCGCCUCCUCCGUGGCCCCGAGGUCCAGCUGGUGGCCCAGUCACCAUGGCUGAAGAACUCUCUGUCUAGAAAGACAGACAUUCAGGGCAUCAACCUGCUCUUCUCCUCUCGCCGGGGACACCUUUUUCUGCAGACCGACCAGCCCGUUUAUAAUCCUGGCCAGCGGGUUCGAUACCGGAUCUUUGCUCUGGAUCAAAAGAUGCGUCCAUCCUCUGACACCCUUACGGUCACAGUGGAGAACUCUCAUGGCCUCCGUGUGAGGAAGAGGGAAGUGUACACUUCCUCCAUCUUCCAGGAUGACUUUGUGAUUCCCGAUAUCUCAGAGCCAGGGACAUGGAGGAUCUCAGCCCGGUUCUCAGAUGGCCGAGACUCUAACAGCAGUACCCAGUUUGAGGUGAAGAAAUAUGUCCUUCCCAACUUCGAGGUGAAGAUUGUUCCUGGAAAGGCCUACAUCCUGACAGCGCCUGGCUUUCUCGAUGAGAUCCAAUUAGACAUCCAGGCCAGGUACAUCUACGGGAAGCCAGUGCAGGGAGUGGCGUAUGUGCGCUUCGGGCUCCUGGGUGAGGAUGGUGAUAAGACUUUCCUUCGGGGGCUGGAGAAUCAGACUAAGCUGGUAGAUGGCCAGUGCCAUAUUUCCCUCUCAAAGGCUGAGUUUCAGGGUUCCCUGGAGAAGCUUCAUGUUAACAUUGCCGACCUCCCUGGGCUGCGCCUCUAUGUUGCCGCUGCCAUCAUUGAGUCUCCAGGGGGAGAGAUGGAGGAAGCAGAGCUCACAUCUUGGCGUUUUGUGUCAUCUCCCUUCACCUUGGAUCUUAGCAACACCAAGCGACACCUUGUGCCUGGGGCCCCCUUUCUGCUGCAGGCCCUGGUCCGAGACAUAUCUGGCUUCCCAGCCUCUGGCAUCCCUGUCAAAGUUUCGGCCACUCUGUCUCCCGGAUCUGCUUCUAAAAUCCAGGACCUUGAACAAAACACAGAUGAGCGUGGCCAAGUCAUUGUUCCCAUCGUUACGUCAAAGUCCAUCUCAGAAUUGCAGCUCUUGGUGUCUGCAGGCUCCCCUUAUCCAGCUGUAGGCAGGCUCACCGUGAGAGCCCCACUCUCAGGAGGCUCCAGGUUUCUGUCCAUUGAGCGGCUGGAUCCUCGACCCCCUCGCAUUGGGGACACUCUCAUCCUGAACCUGCGAGCUCUGGGCGUCAGUGAGGACAGCUUCUCUCAUUACUACUACAUGAUCCUGUCCCGGGGCCAGAUUGUGUCUAUGAUUCGAGAAGCCAGGACGGACCUGACCUCAAUCUCCGUGUUUGUGGACCAUAAAUUGGUACCCUCCUUCUACUUUGUGGCCUUCUACUAUCAUGGGGACGUCGCAGUGGCCAACUCCCUGCGCGUGGACGUCCAGGCAGGGGACUGCGAGGGCAAGCUGGAGCUGAAUGUGGACAGCAUCAAGGAGUAUCGUCCUGCAGAGUUUGUAAAGCUCCGCCUGCAAACAGACUCUCCAGCCCUGGUGGCACUGGGGGCCGUGGAUACGGCUCUGUAUGCUGUGGGCGGGAGUUCCCACAAACCCCUCAACAUGGCCAAGGUCUUGGAAGUUAUGAACAGCUAUGACCUUGGCUGCGGUCCUGGAGGUGGGGACAAUGCCCUUCAGGUGUUUGAGACAGCUGGUCUGGCCUUUUCUGAUGGAGAACAGUUGACCUCCUCCAGAAAGAGUCUGAGUUGUCCCAAGAAGAAAACCCGGAAUAAGAGAAACGUGAACUUCCAAAAGGCCAUUCACGAGAAGUUGGGCCAGUAUGCUUCCCCAGAAGCCCGGCGCUGCUGCCAGGAUGGGCUGACGAGGCUGCCCAUGAUACGCUCCUGCGAGCAACGGGUGGCUCGGGUGCGGCCGGCGGCCUGCCAGGCGCCCUUCCUGUCCUGCUGCCAGUUUGCUGAGAACCUGCGCAAGAAGUCCCGCUCCAGGGGCCAGGUGGGCCUUGCCCGAGCUCUGGAGGUCCUGCAAGAGGAAGACCUGAUCGAUGAGGAUGACAUUCCUGUGCGCAGCUUCUUCCCGGAGAACUGGCUCUGGAGAGUGGAAAAAGUGGACCGCUUCCUCCAAUUGUCCCAUAUGCUCCCUGACUCUCUCACCACAUGGGAGAUCCACGCUGUGAGCUUGUCUGGAAAGACAGGCCUGUGUGUGGCCACGCCGGCCCGGAUCAGAGUGUUCCAGGAAUUCCACCUGCACCUCCGCUUGCCUGUCUCUGUCCGCCGCUUUGAGCAGCUGGAGCUGCGGCCUGUCCUCUACAACUACCUGAAUAAAAAUCUGACUGUGAGCGUCCACGUGUCCCCAGUGGAGGGGCUGUGCCUGGCUGGAGGUGGCGGGCUGGCCCAGAGUGUCCUGGUGCCUGCAGGCUCUGCCCGGCCUGUUGGCUUCUCUGUGGUGCCCACGGCGGCGGCGGCUGUGUCCCUGAAGGUGGUGGCUCAAGGGUCCUCAGACUUCCCUGCAGGGGACGCAGUGUCUAAGGUUCUACAAAUUCAGAGAGAAGGGUCCAUCCAUACGGAGGAGAUUGUCUAUGAGCUCAAUCCCCUGGACCACCGAGCCCGGACCUUGGAGAUUCCCGGCAACUCUGACCCCAAUGUCAUCCCAGAUGGAGAUUUCAGCAGCUUUGUCAGGGUUACAGCCUCAGAGCCACUGGACACUUUGGGCUCUAAGGGGGUCUUGUCACCAGGAGGCCUGGCCUCCCUCCUGAGGCUUCCCCAGGGCUGCGGGGAGCAAACCAUGCUCCUACUGGCUCCAACACUGGCUGCUUCCCGCUACCUGGACAAGACAGAGCAGUGGAGCACACUGCCCCCUGAGACAAAGGACCAUGCUGUGGAUCUGAUCCAGAAAGGCUACAUGCGGAUCCAGCAGUUUCGGAAAACCAGUGGUUCCUAUGGGGCUUGGUUGCAUCGGGACAGCAGCACCUGGCUCACGGCGUUUGUGCUGAAGGUACUGAGUCUGGCACAGGAGCAGGUGGGCGGCUCACCUGAGAAGCUGCAGGAGACGGCCAAGUGGCUGCUGUCCCAGCAGCAGGCGGACGGGUCAUUCCAGGACCUCUGCCCGGUUUUACACAGGGACAUGCAGGGGGGCCUGGUGGGAGAUGAUGAGACUGUGGCGCUCACAGCCUUUGUGGUCAUCGCCCUUCAGCAUGGGCUGGCUGUCUUCCAGGAUGACAUUGCAGAGCAGUUGAAGCAGAAAGUGGAAACCUCCAUCAUCAGAGCGAACUCCUUCUUGGGGGAGAAAGCAAGUGCUGGGACCCUGGGUGCCCAUGCUGCUGCCAUCACGGCCUAUGCCCUGACUCUCACCAAGGCUUCUGAGGACCUGCGGGAUGUUGCCCACCGCAACCUCAUGGCCAUGGCCCAGAAGACCAGGGAUAACCUGUACUGGGGCUCAGUCCCUGGUUCUCAGAGCAAUGCCGUUCCACCCACCCUGGCUCCUCAAGGCCCAGCAGACCCCAUACCCCAAGCCCCAGCCGUGUGGAUUGAAACCACAGCCUACGGCCUGCUUCACCUGCUGCUUCAGGAGGGCAAGUCAGAGAUGGCCGACUAUGCUGCAGCCUGGCUUACCCACCAGGGCAGUUUCCAAGGCGGGUUCCGCAGCACCCAGGACACAGUGAUAGCCUUGGAUGCUCUGUCUGCAUACUGGAUUGCUUCCCACACCCAUGAAGAGAGGGCACUCAACGUGACUCUUAGCUCCAUUGGCCUCAGUGGGUUCAAGUCCCACGAGCUGCAGCUGAACAACCACCAAAUUCAGGGGCUGGAGGAGGAGCUGCAGUUUUCAUUGGGCAGCAAGAUUAACGUGAAGGUGGGAGGCAACAGCAAAGGGACAUUGAAGGUCCUUCGUACCUAUAAUGUCCUGGACCUGAAGAACACGACCUGUGAGGAUCUUCAGAUUCAAGUUACCGUCAUGGGCCAUGUUGAAUACACAAGGGAGGCCAAUGAGGACUACGAGGACUAUGUGUAUGAGGAGCUUCCAGCCAAGGAUGACCCAGAUGCUGGUUCCCAGACCGUGACACCCCUGGAGCUGUUUGAGAGGCGGCGGAAUCGCCGCAGGCGGGAGGCCCCCGGGGUGCCCGACGACCAGGAGUCCAGAGUGCAGUACACCGUGUGCAUCUGGCGGAAUGGCAAGGAGGGGCUGUCGGGCAUGGCCAUUGCCGAUAUCACCCUCCUGAGUGGAUUCAGCGCCCUGCGUGCCGACCUGGAGAAGCUGACCUCCCUCUCUGACCGCUACGUGAGUCAUUUUGAGACCGAGGGUCCCCACGUCCUGCUGUACUUUGACUCGGUCCCCACCUCCCGGGAAUGCGUGGGCUUUGGAGCUGUUCAGGAAGUGCCCGUGGGGCUCGUCCAGCCGGCCAGCGCGGCGGUGUAUGAUUACUACAACCCUGAGCGCAAGUGUUCUGUGUUUUACGGGGCCCCCACUAAGAGCAAACUCUUGUCCACAUUGUGCUCUGCUGAUGUCUGCCAGUGUGCUGAGGGGAAGUGCCCUCGACAGCGUCGUGCCCUGGAGCGGGGGCUGCAGGAUGAGGCUGGCUACAGGAUGAAGUUCGCCUGCUACCACCCCCGAGUGCAUUACGGCUUCCAGGUGAAGGUCCUCCGAGAAGAUAGCAGAGCUGCCUUCCGCCUCUUUGAAACCAGAAUCACCCAAGUCCUGCACUUCACCAAGGACACCAAAGCCACUGUCCGUCAGACCCGAAACUUCCUGGUUCGAGCCUCUUGCCGUCUUCGCUUGGAACCUGGGAAAGAAUAUUUAAUCAUGGGUCUGGAUGGAGUUACCUUUGACCUCAAGGGAGACCCCCAAUACCUGCUGGACUCGAAUACCUGGGUCGAGGAGAUGCCCUCUGAACGCCUGUGCCAGAGCACCCGCCAUCGGGCAGCCUGCACCCAGCUCAGCAACUUCCUCCAGGAGUAUGGCAUUCAGGGCUGCCAGGUGUAAGGGCUGCCCUCCUCUUCCGGGGAUGCCUGGACGGUCUCUGUGCCCACUGGACACGGCCCCAGGCGGUUCCAGGGGUUCAAUAAAGGCCUUUGGCAGCAGAG